Molecule: messenger RNA, 1582 nt
Organism: Astyanax mexicanus (Mexican tetra)
Lineage: Eukaryota; Metazoa; Chordata; Actinopteri; Characiformes; Acestrorhamphidae
Gene: hdhd3
Product: haloacid dehalogenase-like hydrolase domain containing 3
Exons: 3
Coding region: 1-813 (270 amino acids)
Source: RefSeq, a predicted model, not a curated record
AUGUUAUCUCCACAGAGGGGCAGCAUUUCAACACUCUGCUGGGGGCGGGGCUUAGCUCUGCUUUCUCCCUUGGACACAUUCAGGACCAUGCGUGGGCCAGUGCGCUGGGUUUUAUGGGAUGUGAAGGAUACUCUUCUGAAGGUCCGACGCUCUGUUGGGGAGCAGUACUGUACGGAAGCUGAGCGCGCUGGACUAAAGUUAAAAUCCAAGCAGGUGGAGGCUGCAUUCAGGGAAGCUUACCGUCAGUCGUCACUCCUCUAUCCCAACUAUGGUAUUGCUCAGGGCAUGAAUGGUCAGGUAUGGUGGACAGGAGUGGUGAAGAGCACCUUUGCACAGUGUGGUGUGCAGGACCCUGUCUUACUCGACACACUGGCCAAAAACCUUUAUCAGAACUUCUGUGGGCCAGACAACUGGGAGGUCUUCCCAGACUCAAAUUCCACCCUGAAAUCCUGCACAGCACUGGGAAUGAAGCUGGGUGUGGUGUCCAACUUUGACAGCCGCCUAGAGGGGGUCCUUCGUGGAUGUGGCCUCCUCACUCACUUCUCCUUUCUCCUGACCUCAGAAGGUGCAGGCGUGUCCAAGCCAGAUGUAAAGAUUUUUACCCAAGCCCUGAAAAAGUGUGGAGUGCCAGCCAAUAAUGUAGCCCACGUUGGAGACCACUAUGUAAACGACUACCUCACCUCUCGAUCGCUUGGUAUCCGUGGUUUUCUGCUUGACAGGCACGAACAGCAUGAACAUCAGAAUGUUCCUGCAGAGCACAGACUAAAGAGCUUAGAGGAGCUACCAGCUCGUCUGCAACAGGAAGUGGAUUAAAAUUGACAUCUCACGGGUGCAGAGUGGUCCAGCAGUCUAAAGUGCUGCUACUAUGAUCUGGAGAUUGCUAGUUCAAAUCCCGGUCAUGUAGCUUGCCGUUUGCGGCCAAAGCCCGAAGAGAGCACAGUUGGCCUUGCUCUCUCUGGGUGGGUAGGUGGCGCUCUUUCCCCUCAUCAAGGGUGAUGUCCAUCAGCACAAGGCGUCUGUAUUGGAACCGAGUUGCUGCGUUUUCCUCCGAGCGCGCUGUGAUGAUACUCGGCAAUAAUGCAUCAGAUAAUUGGCUUUAAACGUGUUGGAGGAGGCGUGUGCUAUUCUUUACCCUCCUUGUUUUGAGGCAUCACUAGUGAUGUGGGAUAUACAGCUGGCUAGCAGGUGAAUGGGUGGGACAAUUGGCCACAUAAAUUGGGGAGAAAAAUGGAAAACAUUAUAAAAAAGCAUUGACUACUCACCUCUCUUGUAUCACUGCUGAGAUUCUUUCCUUACAUUUUAGCAAAAUAUUUAUUUUUCUUUAAACAUCUUGGCAUUUUUAAAGUGAAAGUUUACUUAAUUAAUUUCCACUAAGCAAUUAAAAUAAUGAAAAAAAAAAACAAUUAAAAUGUUUUUAAGUAGUUUUAUUCUUGCACAGAAUUCAGCUUGUUUUGAACAGAGACUAAAUUAAUAACCUGACAAAAAAGGAAAAGGAAUGACAACAAAAAUCCUGGUACUGUGAAUCAUCAUGGAAGAUGGGCACUGGAAAGUUUCAAUAAACCAUUACAUUAAAUUAAAUAAA